Molecule: messenger RNA, 5232 nt
Organism: Salarias fasciatus (jewelled blenny)
Lineage: Eukaryota; Metazoa; Chordata; Actinopteri; Blenniiformes; Blenniidae
Gene: slc12a4
Product: solute carrier family 12 member 4
Exons: 24
Coding region: 89-3373 (1094 amino acids)
Biological process (GO): chloride transmembrane transport; potassium ion homeostasis; chemical synaptic transmission
Cellular component (GO): plasma membrane
Molecular function (GO): potassium:chloride symporter activity
Source: RefSeq, a predicted model, not a curated record
GCCAUUAGUGGGAGUUGAGUUGAGGCUGGCUAGCAGCUAGCCUGCUAUGGUGAGUCUGAGCUGAGGCGCAGAGCAGAGUGAUGAAAACAUGCCUCACUUCACAGUGGUGCCGGUGAAGGAUCAGGCCCAGGCCAGCUACGACAGCCUGGAGGGGAUUAACUGGGUUGAUUACAGGGACACUGGACAGGACUACCCAGAUCAUCAGGACACUGUCAGCUCUGAUGGACAUGGGAAUCACAAGGAAGACAGCCCGUUUCUCAGCAGCCCUGAUUCUGCAAGCAAGAAAAAUGACUUCUAUGACAGGAACCUGGCGCUGUUCGAGGAAGAGCUGGACAUCCGGCCAAAAGUUUCCUCUCUGCUCAGCCGCCUGGUCAACUACACCAACAUCACCCAGGGAGCCAAGGAGCAUGAGGAAGAGGAGAGCGCCGAGGCCUCACGUAGGAAGACCCCCAAGUCUCCUAACAUGGGCACUCUGAUGGGCGUCUACCUGCCGUGUCUCCAGAACAUCUUCGGCGUCAUUCUCUUCCUUCGGCUCACGUGGAUCGUGGGCAUGGCCGGCAUCAUACAGUCCCUGCUGAUUGUCCUCAUGUGUUGCUCAUGCACAAUGCUGACGGCCAUAUCAAUGAGUGCCAUCGCUACUAAUGGUGUCGUUCCAGCUGGAGGUGCUUAUUUCAUGAUUUCACGCUCCCUUGGCCCGGAGUUUGGAGGCGCUGUGGGGCUCUGCUUCUACUUGGGCACCACGUUCGCCUCUGCCAUGUACAUACUGGGGGCUAUCGAAAUCUUCCUGAAAUAUCUGGUCCCUCAGGCUGCCAUCUUUCACACCGCAGACUCCCAAAGCAGCGACAGUGCCAUGCUCAACAACAUGCGCGUAUACGGCUCAAUAUGCCUCAGCCUGAUGGCUGUGGUGGUUUUUGUUGGAGUCAAAUAUGUCAACAAGUUGGCCUCCCUUUUUCUGGCCUGUGUCAUCAUCUCGAUUGUGUCUAUCUACGCUGGAGCCAUCAAAUCCAUCUCUCAUCCACCCGAGUUCCCGAUCUGCAUGCUGGGUAACAGGACCUUGGUGAGAGAUCUCUUCGAUGUGUGCGCGAAGACUGUCGUGAACGGCAACAUCACGGAGCCCAGUCAGCUGUGGGAGAGAUUCUGCGUGCCGGGAAACAUGAGCAGCGCCCAGUGUGACGACUACUUCAUCCAGAACAACGUGACAGAGAUUCAGGGCAUCCCUGGACUGAGCAGUGGGAUUAUAAGAGAUAACAUGUGGGGUGACUACAUGAUGAAAGGAGAGAUCUUAGACAAGGCAGGGCUGCAGUCGGUGGACGCUCACGGUGCUGCGGAAAACCUGUACAUGUACGUUUCGGCAGACAUUGCUACAUCGUUCACACUCCUGGUGGGGAUCUUCUUUCCAUCUGCUACAGGAAUAAUGGCAGGCUCCAACAGAUCUGGAGAUCUCAGGGAUGCUCAGAAGUCGAUCCCCGUAGGAACUAUCUUAGCUAUCACCACCACUUCACUUGUUUAUAUAAGUUCAGUUGUCCUGUUUGGAUCCUGCAUCGAGGGAGUCGUCCUGCGGGACAAGUUUGGUGACGCCGUGAGAAAAAACUUGGUGGUUGGGACUCUGUCUUGGCCGUCUCCGUGGGUCAUCGUCAUCGGUUCCUUCUUCUCCACUGUCGGCGCCGGUCUGCAGUCCCUCACUGGUGCUCCCAGACUCCUGCAGGCCAUUGCCAAGGACAACAUCAUUCCCUUCCUCAGGGUGUUCGGUCAUGGAAAGACCAACGGCGAGCCGACGUGGGCGCUGCUGCUCACUGCUCUCAUCGCUGAGCUGGGAAUCCUCAUCGCCUCCCUGGACAUGGUGGCUCCCAUCCUGUCAAUGUUCUUCUUGAUGUGCUAUCUCUUCGUGAACUUAGCCUGUGCAGUGCAGACUCUCUUACGCACGCCAAACUGGAGGCCGAGGUUCAGGUAUUAUCACUGGGCCCUGUCGUUCCUUGGCAUGAGUAUGUGUCUGGCUCUCAUGUUUAUCUCCUCAUGGUAUUAUGCUAUCGUGGCCAUGGGCAUCGCUGGGAUGAUCUACAAGUACAUAGAGUACCAGGGUGCUGAGAAGGAGUGGGGAGACGGGAUCAGAGGACUGUCCCUGAGUGCUGCACGCUAUGCGCUGCUCAGACUGGAGGUCGGACCGCCACACACCAAAAACUGGAGACCUCAGCUGUUGGUGCUGUUGAAGCUGGACGAGGAUCUCCAUGUGAAAUAUCCCAGAAUGCUCACGUUUGCAUCCCAGUUGAAGGCAGGAAAGGGUUUGACCAUUGUGGGCUCUGUGGUGCAGGGCAACUUCCUGGACAGCUUUGGAGAACUGCAGGCAGCUGAACAGGCUAUCAAGAAUAUGAUGGAGAUCGAGCGAGUCAAAGGUUUCUGCCAGGUUGUGGUGGCGGCGAAGGUGCGGGAGGGCAUCGUCCACCUGAUCCAGUCUUGCGGUCUGGGUGGGAUGAAACACAACACGGUGGUGAUGGGCUGGCCGUAUGGCUGGAGACAGAGCGAAGACCCCCGCGCCUGGAAGACCUUCAUCAACACAGUCCGCUGCACCACAGCUGCCCACCUGGCCUUGAUGGUGCCCAAAAACGUUUCCUUCUAUCCAAGCAACCACGAGCGCUUCACAGAUGGCAGCAUCGACGUGUGGUGGAUCGUCCACGACGGAGGGAUGCUCAUGCUGCUGCCCUUCCUGCUCAAACAGCAUAAAGUGUGGAGGAAAUGCAAGAUGCGGAUCUUCACUGUAGCCCAGAUGGAUGACAACAGCAUUCAGAUGAAGAAAGAUCUGGCCACGUUCCUUUAUCAGCUGAGGAUUGAAGCGGAGGUGGAAGUGGUGGAGAUGCACGACAGCGACAUCUCGGCCUACACCUACGAGCGAACGCUAAUGAUGGAGCAGAGGUCCCAGAUGUUGAGGCAGAUGAGGCUGUCCAGCGCAGAGAGACAAAGAGAGGCGCAGCUGGUGAAGGACAGACACUCGCUGGUGCGUAUGGGGAGUCUGUACUCGGAUGAGGAGGAGGAGGUGGUGGACAUUCCUCCAGACAAAGUUCACAUGACAUGGACCAGAGAGAGGUGCGAGGCUGAGCGGAGGAACAGGAACAACGCCCCGGAGAACUUCAGAGAGCUCAUGAGCCUCAAACCGGAUCAGUCAAACGUUCGGCGGAUGCACACGGCAGUGAAGCUGAACGAGGUGAUCGUCAACAGGUCUCAUGACGCCCGGCUGGUGCUGCUCAACAUGCCGGGGCCGCCUCGGAACACGGACGGGGACGAGAACUACAUGGAGUUUCUGGAGGUGUUGACUGAAGGCUUGGAAAGAGUGCUGCUGGUGAGAGGCGGAGGUCGAGAGGUCAUCACCAUCUACUCAUGAACAAUUAAAGGCUGCUUCGGAAUACAUUCCACCUCUGGGUAAAAGACACGGUUUUGGGUAGACGCAUCGUUUUUACACUUUUGUAUGAAAGUUCAUGUACAAAAGAGGCUCAUUCUAUUCUUGUAGAAUAUUUUUGAUGUAUUAGUGUACAUAUCUACCCGUCUGCUCAGCCUUUACAAAUGAAAGCUCCCUGAGAAUUUCAUGCUUUUUUGUGAGACAAAAUCUUUUUUUAAUUAUUUUUUUUUAAUUUAUAGGUCACAAACGAUUAAGAAAUCUAUGUUUGGCAGUUUGGCAAACGGAACUACUCUGAGUAGCGCACAUUUUGUUAGUGUAUUUUUUUUUUAUAUAUAAUUCUAGGGUUUUAUGCUCAAACCGCUCUUAUUAUGGAUUAUCUUGGAGGCACACUUUUAUUUAUUUAUUUAUUUUCCCCACUGAUGUUAGAAAUGAUAUUUCUGCAGGUGACGUUGGGUGGGCUUUGUGAGUGGGCACAGAAUUCAGUUUGUAAAUAUGGAGAUGGCAGAGAUCAUCAAGAAAGUUAUAAUUUAUAGUUGUACUAAUGUUUUGGAAAGAUAUUUGUGUUUUUUGAUUCGGGGGCAGAAAGUGCAGAAUGGUCAUUAAACUGUUACACUUUUGUACUUUUUAUUUUUAACCAGCCUAAAAACCUUACCUGCUUGAAAAGAAAUGAUUUAUUUAAUUUAAAUAUGUGUUUCUCAUCAAACUUAAUUUUCAUGGUAAAGACCACGGAGUGAAAGUGUUUGUGGGUUUUUGCUGUGGUUGUGUAAAUUCGGUCUUUAAUACUUACGUUGUCUUCAAAACCGUCCAAAGCAACUGGGAUGAAUUUGAGGGAGAUUUUUUUAUUUUAUUUUUUAUUUUUGACAGAGCUCAUGAUGAACCAAAUUGUGACACUUUUUCUUUGCCAUUUAGUGCAUUAAUAUUUCCAAACAACCUUUCUAUAUGAUACAUUUACCAAACUAAAAUGUACACCAUGAUAAUGCCAGUUGUUUGGAAUAUUAACCUGGAGUUAAAUUUAAGAUGUUGUAUCUAAAUUUAGUUACUUGGGGUGGUAGAUGUGAUACAUCCCUGCUUCUGGUUUAAGUAUUCCCUCUUUUACAGAUUUUUUUUUUUUAAUGUCGGAGGGUUCAGAUCUUACAAAAACUUCACCAGAAAACCUGAAAAAAAUAACAAAACAAAAAUCUUUUGUUAGUACUAGAAGAAGUGUUGCUCGUUCAAGCAGAACCCAAAUCCUGGAUUCGAGUGUUAAAUUAACCUGAGUCCAGACAUAAAUUUGUCUGUCUGUACCUUCUUGUGAUCAGUAUGUGAGGCUUACAGCACUGUCUGCAGCAGUUGUCGUGAUUUAAGGACUUUAAACAAGCCAACUGUGUCUUCUAUCGAAGGCUUACACAAAAUACUUUUUACAUUUCCGCCAAACACAAAAUCAGAAGGCGGCAAACUGUAGGUUUGAGUGCUUUAUCCCUGUUUAACCUGCUGUCAUCAGAAACCCAAAUAAAUGUUUUCUCUUCAUGAUUUCUUGGCGGAGUAUACUCUCUGAAAUUAAAAGUUUGUUAGCAGUAUUUUGCUGGAGUUUUAUCACAGCUCUUUGGUUGUGUGAAAAAUUAACAUAGCCACCUCCAGGGAUCUUAGCAGUGUAAAAUCCUAUCAGUAAUGUUGGCACUGAAUACCGAGUCUCUGUUUUCACAGCGCAUUUACACUGUGUUGCUUUGAGUACCUGCUGUUCUGCUUUAAUCACUUGGUUUUAGUUUUCUUGUGUAGAAAUUCAAUAAAAAAAAAACGGGGGAGAAGUUUUUCUGUUCAGCAGAUUAAGUCAGAAGAAACUGUUCAUGAAGUUUUGUGAACCUCGA